AUGCUUCCCUCCUCUCCCACCACCACAACCUCCAUCUCCAUCUCCAUCUCCCUCUCCCUCUUCUCCCUCUUCUUCCUCACCAUCCUCCCAACUCUAAUUUCCGCCCUUCCAACUCCCCUCUCUCCCACGACUUCCGACGUCGAGAUUAUUGCUCCUGCUUUACAAUUCCUUCCGCAGCGGGCGUUACUGCCAGCGCAAAGAAUGCAGACGGAGAUUUCGAGGCCGAUGGUAAUAAGAAGCGAAGAAACUUCUGAUGAGGAAGGUUCGGAUGAUACGGGACCAGAUUAUGAAUAUAGCAAGGUGUAUAGCGAGUAUGCUACUUACGGACAAUAUACAGGAGAUUAUGAUAAUUAUCCGGGAUUGACGUUGAAAGGGAAUGAAUGAGUAAGAGAAAGGAAGGAAGAAGAUUAGAGGAGAAGGGAAGAGGAGAGGAGAAAGAGAGAUAGGAGAAGGGGAGAUAGGAGAAGGAGAGAUAGGAGAGGAGGAGAGAGAAAGCAUAUAAGAGGGAGGUGAAGGGAAGAGGAGAG
This is a messenger RNA of Sphaerulina musiva SO2202, 527 nucleotides long. RefSeq lists its product as uncharacterized. The record is from RefSeq and is a predicted model, not a curated record. NCBI's taxonomy places the organism in Eukaryota, Fungi, Ascomycota, Dothideomycetes, Mycosphaerellales, Mycosphaerellaceae. The transcript has 3 exons. The coding region runs from base 1 to 384 and encodes 127 amino acids.